AUUCCUGUGUGAUAAACUCACAAAGUCGCAAAUCAUUUCCAGUCCAACACGUGACAGCUGGAAAAAUAAAAACAGCACCUGUCGAAUGAACUUGAAUCACAGGCUUUCAGCAUAUCGGAUCCGAUACACGAGGUGAGGGUCUUUAUAUAAUCUUGGAAUAUUUUACUUCUAGAUAUGGGAAACAAAAAAUUUGGAAUACAUUCCUCACCCAUCAAGUAUGUGCAGCAGCCCCCUUUCCAAGUUGGGAGUUCCAUGGACCCUAGCUAUCAGUAUCAGAGUAUGCGGCAUUCACGAUACAUUGCUGAUAAUUUCAGCUCCCUUGAUGAGGUUAUUUCUGCAUUAAGAGAAUCUGGACUUGAGUCAUCAAACCUAAUUCUUGCUAUAGACUUCACAAAAAGCAAUGAAUGGACAGGUAGGCAUUCAUUUAACAGGAAAAGUCUGCAUGCGAUUGGUGGCACACCCAAUCCAUACGAGCAAGCGAUUUCUAUAAUUGGGCGUACGCUCUCUGCUUUUGAUGAGGACAACAUGAUACCUUGUUUUGGAUUUGGUGAUGCGUCUACACAUGAUCAGUAUGUGUUCAGUUUUUAUCCCGAUCACCGAUAUUGCCGUGGUUUCGAGGAGGCACUUGCACGAUACAGAGAGAUCAUUCCACAUCUGAAGUUGUCAGGUCCAACAUCAUUUGCUCCAGUUAUCACAGCAUCGAUUGACAUUGUGGAGAGAAGCAAUUGGCAAUAUCAUGUCCUUGUAAUCAUUGCUGAUGGGCAGGUUACCAGGAACCUUGAUGUACGGCCUGGAAAUUUUAGUCCGCAAGAACAAGCGACCAUAAAUUCUAUAGUUGCAGCUAGUCAAUUUCCUCUCUCGAUCAUUUUGGUCGGCGUGGGUGAUGGCCCAUGGGAUGCAAUGCAGCAUUUUGAUGAUAACCUUCCCCAAAGAGCAUUUGAUAACUUCCAGUUUGUAAAUUUCACAAAAAUCAUGUCCGAGAAUAAGGAUAUGUCGAAGAAGGAAACGGCAUUUGCACUUUCUGCACUCAUGGAAAUCCCAUUCCAGUACAGGGCCACCCAAACUCUCCAGUUUCAGGGAAAACGAAGAGGAAUGUUGCCGGGCCCAGGGCCCCGUCCUCCUCCACAUGAAGUGAUCGAUCAUGAUAAUGCAGGCAGCACAAUUCCACACAUGACAAACUUUGAGUCAACCUCACAUAAUACUUCCACAGAGCAGGUUUGCCCCAUUUGCUUGACGAAUCCAAAGGACAUGGCGUUCGGAUGUGGCCACUUGACUUGCAAGGACUGUGCUGCCUCAUUAUCAACAUGCCCCAUCUGCCGGAAGCCCAUAACGACGCGCUUAAGACUCUAUUCCUAGAAAUUAAAGUUUCUCAGUCAGUCACUCAAGGUAAGGCAGGUGUUGAGCCUGUGCUAGAAAGAACUUUGUUCGUGCAUGUGUACAUUUCUCAUAUUGUUGUAUAACAAAUAUGAGUUUGCUAAUCCCAUAUUGCCCAUCCAUGCCCACAUGGCACAAGGAUGCGGCUGUGAUGGGACCCAAUCUGGACCAUGUUUGGUGUGUAGAUAGGCUGCCUUGUACAAUCCUGUACCAUUAGCAAGGCCUCUAUAAAUCUGACUGCUGCUAUUUCACAAAAAAAAUGUCGCAGUCUGUAUCAAUUAAUAAAAGUGGGUAGUUGACUAUCUGCCAUCUGGAAUCAGCUGUAUGCGAAGGGGAAUUUCUGGCUUCUGUAUUGAAUUCAUAUGCAUGCAAUGGGAUUGUUGGGUUGUGUUGUGUUAGUCACCAGAUUUUCAAUGCGAUUGCUGGGUUUUGUGUUGUAUUGGUCACUGGAUUUUCAAUGCAAUGUACUGUUGAUCUCCUACCUCGUUUUUUCAAUGAGAUAGUAUAUUUCUGUUUAGGCUAA
Messenger RNA from Magnolia sinica, 1897 nucleotides. RefSeq names its product E3 ubiquitin-protein ligase RGLG3. Bases 175 to 1356 code for a protein of 393 amino acids. NCBI's taxonomy places the organism in Eukaryota, Viridiplantae, Streptophyta, Magnoliopsida, Magnoliales, Magnoliaceae. The record is from RefSeq and is a predicted model, not a curated record. The transcript has 12 exons.